AUGACGCUCUGGGAACAGCUCUCCUCCACGCCCGACCCGGCCAUCCGCGACAUCCUCAAGAUCCCGCACGAAGCCGACGACGGCGAUCGCAGGCCGUGCACGCUCAUGGACGCCAUCGGCCGGGAAAGCCGCGGCGAGGGAGGCGACGGCAGGGUCAACUGGAAGCCGCUGCGCGACCGUCUCUGGCUCCGCCGAGCCGCGAACGCGUCUUCGACUACCACCCGCAACCGGCGGGCCGACGAAGAUGGAAGCGAGGAGGAAGAUGAGGAGAGCGAGGCGCCGGCGGUGGCCUCCAUGUCGCUGAUGGCGCUGCUGGAGCAGUCGGACAGCCAGUGGGACGACCAAGACGACGAGGAGGACGGCGCUGUACACGUCGACGGGGACGGCGACGGGCGGGAAGAGGAGGAAGAGAUGGUGCGCGCGUGCUGCGUGUGCAUGGUGCGGCACAAGGGCGCGGCCUUCAUCCCGUGCGGCCACACCUUCUGCCGCCCGUGCUCCCGCGACCUCUGGCGUACCCGCGCCGACUGCCCACUCUGCAACGCCUUCAUCCACGACAUCCUCCACAUCUUCUGAAUUCUAUACAUGCAUGCCUGCCAUUUAUUUCUACAGCAGUUCUUCAUCCAUUCACUCAACCACAGUAAGGUUCUGAACUAAGAUUCAGCCAUCCCGCGACGUGGUCACUGUUGU
Lolium rigidum is the source of this 687-nucleotide messenger RNA. RefSeq names its product baculoviral IAP repeat-containing protein 7-like. The record is from RefSeq and is a predicted model, not a curated record. The transcript has a single exon. Lineage: Eukaryota; Viridiplantae; Streptophyta; Magnoliopsida; Poales; Poaceae. Bases 1 to 573 code for a protein of 190 amino acids.